Pocillopora verrucosa is the source of this 3108-nucleotide messenger RNA. Its product is annotated as serine/threonine-protein phosphatase 6 regulatory ankyrin repeat subunit B-like. Gene Ontology annotation, molecular function: protein binding. NCBI's taxonomy places the organism in Eukaryota, Metazoa, Cnidaria, Anthozoa, Scleractinia, Pocilloporidae. The record is from RefSeq and is a predicted model, not a curated record. Gene Ontology annotation, cellular component: cytoplasm.
AUGGAAAACUUUGCGAGUCACCAGGAUAUUCGAGGGAGACCAACGAGUCUCAGCUCAGUGAUGGGACUAAGUACGCCUGAGAGCGACCUGUCUCUGCCAUUCGAAGAAAACCUCACUGACCUAGUCCAUGACUAUCGCACUAAUGAAGAAAGCUUGUUCGUCGAAAAUGCAAAAAGAAGAACAAGAAGUAUAGACUCUAUAGGAGAACUCAUACGGGAACUAAAGGAGAUAAAAAUAAAUCAACUCCAACAAUGCGAAAAAGUGGAAAAGGAUCUGGUGAAGUCAUUGACCCCUUUGCACAUCGCAGCAGUGAUGGGGGAUGCAUCAGCUGUCGAAAGGCUUGUCAGGGAAGGUGGCCAUGAUGUAGAUCCACUAUCUAAAGAUCAGCGGACCCCACUUAUCAUGGCAUGCUCAUCAGGUAAAACUGACACCAUUCGCACUUUGGUACACCUCGGAGCCAAUGUCAAUGCUUGUAGUGAAAGUGGUAUGACACCCUUAAUAUUGGCUUCUUUAAACGACGAUAAGACCACGAUUCGCCUUCUAUAUAAACGUGGGGCGAAGGUGAAAUGGAAAAACUCAAUGGGCCUAGCAGCCCUACACUUUGCGGCAUCUAAUGGAAAUGUAAACGCUGUUAGGGAACUUUUAAAGAGGGGAAGCGACCUCGAUUCAAAAACAAAUGAAGGAUGUACCCCGCUGCACUUAGCUCUCCUAAAUGUGCAACAGAAUGCUAUCGAGGAACUGAUCAGCAGUGGGAGUGAUCUUCACGCAAAGGAUCAACAUGGAUACUCUCCAAUGCAUUAUGCAGUCUUCUCGGGAAAAGCUCACAUAACAAAAAUUCUUCUCAAUUACAAAGCUGAUGUCAAUGCAAAAGACAACUGCGAAUUCACCCCGCUGCAUUUUACAGCACAAACAAAUUGUGUUGAGGUUGCUAAGGAACUUAUACAACAUGGAGAAAAAUUUAAUGCACAAGCGAAGGACGGCAUCACUCCGCUGAUGAUUGCUGCAUUUCAUAAUAGCACACACGUUGGGAAUUUACUGAUAAGCAGCGGAGCAAAACGGAAUGCGAAUAACAAAGCUGGAAAAACAGCUCUUCACUUCGCUGCUCUCAAAGGAAAUGUUCAGUUUACCCAGUUUCUGAUCGAUGUUGGUGUCCAUGUUGAUGCAGUCGACAACAAUGGAAAUACAGCAUUACACCGCGCCUCGCAAAAUGGACAACACAGAACCCUAGAAACACUUUUGCAAGCAGGAAGCAUGGUAAAUGCCAAGAACGAUAAAGGCCUGACGCCGCUCAUGAUAGCAUCAAACAAUGGCCAUGUAAAGUGUUGUAAACAUCUCAUUAACUUCAAGGCUAACUUGGAUGCACCCCAUCACACAACUGGAACCACCUGUCUUCAUUUUGCAUCAGAGAGAGGUCAUUCGGAUGUUAUCCAGUUGCUGAUCGAAAAUGGUGCAGACGUUUCUGCAAAAGACAAACGGGCUCUUACGGCCCUGCAUAGAGCGUCAAAGAAUGGACAUCUUGAAACAGUCAAAGUCCUCUUGCUGCGUGGAAGCGAUCCAAACAGCAGGGACAGCUGGAGCUACACUCCCUUGCAUCGGGCAGCGGAGUGUGGUCGCACUGAAACAGCUACUUUACUUAUUAAACAUGGGUCUCAUAUCUCCGCCACUGACAAAUGGAAGUUUACGCCACUGCAUAGAAGUGCCAGCGAAGGCCAUGUCAACACUGUACGAACCUUACUGCUACAUGAUAGCGAAAUACAUGCAAUUGAUUGUCUGGGAUACACACCACUCCACAGAGCUGCAGAACGUGGCCACACGGACGCCUGUCGAUUGCUAAUCAGAAGUGGGAGUAGCGUGCGAGCAACUGACUUUCAAGGGUUCAUUCCACUUCAUAGAGCUUCACAGAACGGACACAAAGAGACUGCAAAGCUUUUACUAAGGGAGAAAAGUGACAUUAAGGCGAGAACAUACACUAUAAAUUUGUCAUCAUCGAGCCUGAAUUUACGAACAAAUUCCUCAACGGGUCAGAAUGGCGUCGCAGAGGAAAGCCGCCGUCAAGAUGGCCAUACGUCACUUCAUUUAGCUUCAGAGAAUGGUCAUAAGGAAACAGUCGAGUUAUUACUGAGAGAAGGCGCUGAUGUCAAUGCUCUUGAUCACUGCGAUUGUUCAGCAUUGCACAAGGCAUCAGAAAAUGGUCACACCUCCGUUGUGGAAUAUUUGCUUCUCAAAGGGAGCAACAUCAACGGUACGGACAAAUGGAGAAACACUGCUGUACAUCGUGCAGCACAAAACGGACACACAGAUACUGUUGAAAGUUUGCUGGCUAAUCGUGCCAGUGCACAUGCAGUAAAUCAAUCCGAGUCCACGCCCCUGCACUGUGCUGCGACAUCCGGACAUCUGGAAACAGUCCAAGCUCUGAUAGUCGUGGGAGGAAGCAACAUUCAUGCUAAAGAUUCACGUGGACACACGCCUCUGCACCGUGCUGCUCAAAAUGGUCAUACUCAAGCCGUGGAUUGCCUUCUUAGACAAGGUAGUGACGUGAAUUCGUCGAGUAAAGAGAAGUCGACGCCACUAGUUCUUAGCGCGUAUGGUGGCUUUACAGACACUUGUUGCGUGCUUAUUAAAUAUGGUUGCUCAAUAAAUAACUCAAUGAGUAGUGGACUCACGGCCCUUCACCUUGCUGCUCAGAACGGACACACGAAAACUUGCGAACUGCUAGCGACACGUGGGGGAAACGUACACGCUAAAGACAACUGGGGUUAUACGCCAUUACAUCGGGCGGCGCACAACAACCACAAAGAAACUAUCCAAGCUUUGUUGACGCAUGGCAGUGAUGUAACAUCCGCUGACAAAUUCGAAUUUACUGCAUUACAGCGCGCAGCGCAAAGAGGACACAGGGAAUCUUUGGAACUUCUCACAUCACAUGCGAUUCAGAGAAUGAGGAGGCACAGUACUUUGGAUCCUCCCAGGGGGAGACAUGUUCACUUUGAGAAAGCAGACUCUGACUGCAAUACCUGCCGAAUGAUGGGCCUCUACAUCAUCCCAGAAGAUAGCAACGACGAAAACAUCGGAGAGACUCGGAAAAGACGGCAAAGAUUUCAGACAAUGUGA